GAAAAAGAUUCUUUCCUAAACCACAACAAAAACAUUCCUCUCCCUCUUCGACGAUUUGAAAACUCUUUGCUCUUCUUCACUCUCUCUGCUGAUCUCGAUGGAGGAUUGCUACGAUCAAUGUCACGAUCCACUUCUCGCAACCGAUGCUAGCUUCUCUCGCGCUGAGGAAGCUGCUACAGUAUCGAACUCACUGACUAUGACAAUGGCGGAUCUCGUUGAAAACGAUGUUGAGCAAUCAAGCCCAGGAUUGAUGGAAUCGGAUCAAUCUAGUGAUCCCAUAGUGUUAAAUGUUGAGCAAUCAAGCCCAGGAUUGAUUGGAUCGGAGCAAUCUAGUGAUCUCAUAGGUUUAGAUGGAAAACUCGUGUUAGCGUUUCCUCUAGCAUCUCCAGAUCUAGUCAACUGCGGCGGUUCACCUGAUAUACCUAGCUAUCAAGAUUCUCCAGACGUUGCUAAGAAACUCAGAUUCUCCACUGAGCUUUCUCUAGAGAAUGGAAUCGGCCGCCGUAGAACUCCGUCUGUGAAGUUCUCAGCUAUUAAUCAAACCUUUGGAUUUGAGUUGUCUCCUGCGUCUUCCUUUGAGUUACCUUCACCGCCUGGGGACUACAGGGAGAGUACAACACCUGUGAUGAGUAUUAACUCGGGUUCUACAACAAUGGAUGUGACUUUGGAUGAUGUGACUUUCUUGAAGGAUGAGUUUUUCAGGGGAGGUGAAACUUUCACCACUGAUGCUGUCGUUGGCAAUGAAGAUGGGGUUUUCUUGUAUCAGACAGCUCGGGUUGGUAAUUUCGCUUACAAGUUCCAGUCCUUGGUUCCUGGAGACUACUUCAUCGACCUGUGUUUUGCUGAAAUCGAGUUCACUGACGGUCCUGCCGGAGUUAGAGUUUUCGAUGUAUUUAUUCAAGAAGCAAAGGUUAUAUCUGGUCUUGAUUUGUUUUCGCAUGUAGGAGCAAAUACACCUCUUGUGAUAGCUGAUAUAAGGAUGCUCGUUGGUCUUGAAGGAGAGCUAUCUAUACGGUUAGAAGGAGUGACAGGAACAGCAAUUCUAUCUGGCAUUUCUAUUAGGAAGGAGGCAACAAGUACUUAUGUUGAAGACACUGGAAUGCUAGCAAUGAAAGGAAAAACUGACACUGUUAUGUUUCUGCCACCUCAAGAAAAUGUAGACUGCAGGACGGAAGAAGAGAUCCACGAGAUGAGUAAUGACUGCGAGCAGCAGAAGAAAGAGAUUGCAGAUAUGAAGAGAAUGGUUGACCAACUUAAACAAGAGAAUGAAAGAAAGAGUAGAGAAUGCAAAGAAGCAUUGAAUUCUCUCCGUGAGCUUCAAAAUGAGCUAAUGCGCAAGUCAAUGCAUGUUGGUUCGUUGGCCUUUGCUGUGGAGGGACAAGUCAAAGAAAAGAGCAGAUGGUUCUCUUCACUAAGAGAUUUAACAAGAAAACUGAAGAUUAUGAAAAUGGAGCAAAUUAAGCUGUUGGAGGAGGCAUCAACCUACAAAUUGCUAGUCCAAGAUAUAAACGAGUUCAGCUCUCACAUUCAGUCCAGAGUAAUGCAGGACGCAGAAUUGCAUGAAAAUCUCAAAGCCAAAUUUGUAGCUGGAGAAAAAGAGAGGAAGGAACUAUACAACAAGAUACUAGAGCUUAAAGGAAACAUCAGAGUCUUUUGCAGGUGUCGGCCCCUAAACUUUGAAGAAAUUGAAGCAGGAGCAUCAAUGGGAAUUGAUGUUGAGUCUACCAAGAAUGGAGAGGUCAUAGUCAUGUCAAAUGGGUUUCCCAAAAAAAGCUUCAAGUUCGAUUCUGUUUUUGGUCCUAACGCUUCCCAAGCUGAUGUUUUCGAAGAUACUGCUCCUUUUGCUACGUCAGUUAUUGAUGGAUAUAACGUUUGCAUCUUCGCCUAUGGCCAGACUGGUACUGGGAAAACCUUUACCAUGGAAGGAACUCCAGACAACCGUGGUGUGAAUUAUAGAACACUAAAGAAUCUGUUUGAGAUAACUAAAGAACGAGAAAACCGCUACAGUUAUGAGAUUUCGGUCAGUGUCUUGGAAGUUUACAACGAGCAAAUAAGAGAUUUGUUGGUCCCUGCUUCACAAAAUGCAUCUGCAGCAAAAAGAUUUGAGAUUAGGCAAGUGAAUGAAGGAAACCACCACGUACCAGGAUUGGUUGAAGCACGCGUGACAAGCAUAGAGGAGGUAUGGGACGUGUUGAAAACAGGAAGUAGUGCAAGGGCUGUUGGGAAAACGACGGCUAAUGAGCACAGCAGCCGAUCUCACUGUAUUCACUGCGUGAUGGUAAAAGGGGAGAAUUUGUUAACUGGAGAAUGCACAAAAAGCAAACUAUGGUUAGUUGAUUUAGCAGGAAGUGAACGGGUUGCGAAGACAGAAGUGCAAGGAGAACGGCUCAAGGAGACCCAAAGCAUCAACAAAUCAUUAUCAGCUCUUGGUGACGUGAUAUAUGCUCUUGCCAAUAAAAGCUCUCACAUUCCUUUCAGAAAUUCAAAACUCACUCACUUACUUCAGGAUUCUUUAGGAGGAGAUUCGAAGACCCUCAUGUUUGUACAAAUCAGUCCCAAUGAGAAAGACAACAGCGAAACACUAUGCUCAUUGAAUUUUGCUAGCAGAGUUAGAGGUAUAGAGUUGGGGCCUGCAAAGAAGCAGCUAGACAAUACUGAACUCUUGAAAUACAAGCAAAUGGCUGAAAAAUGGAAGCAAGAUAUGAAAGUAAAAGACGAACAGAUGAGGAAAAUGGAGGAAACGAUGCUCGGUUUAGAAGCAAAGGUUAGGGAACGAGACACAAAGAACAAAGCCCUUCAAGACAAGGUUAAAGAACUCGAAUUGCAACUGCUGGUAGAGAGAAAGCUGGCUCGUCAACAUGUAGAGACCAAGAUUGCUGAGCAGCAGAUGAAACAACCUUACGGAGAUGAAAACAACCCAUCAAAGAGACCACCACUUGCAACCAUACCGUUGGGAAGCAUCAAGAGCUCAAACGAAACCUCAACUUCGAAAGAAACCGUGAAUCUAUCCCGACCACCACUCUCAGCGAGUACCACCAGCAGCAGCCAUGACCUACCUACUUUACCUAACGGUAGCGUCAAGCACAACGACCUCAUGGAGAAGGAGAACAACAAUCCAGAAAUGGCUGAGCGGUUGCAAAUAUCCAAGAGCACAAGGAGAUUCUCCGUUUGUCCAAAACGUAUUCUACCACCUCCAGCUCCAAGAAGGAGUACUCUUGCCCCAACGCCAUACUUUCCAAUCACAUCAACUUCACCGUCAAGACCUCAUGAAAAGAGCGGCACUAGCCAGGUGCUACGCACCAGCCCCAAGCUGCUUAAGAGUAACGGGAAGAUGCUGAGCAGCAUACUGAGACGGAGCAUGCAAAAGAGAAUGCAAAUGAAACCUUGCCAGAGACAGCAGCCGUUGAGAAGAGUUGGUAUUAAUGUAGGGAUGGAGAAAGUUAGGUUAUCUAUAGGAAGCAGAGGAAGGUUAGCUCACAGAGUUUUGCUAACCAAUGUUCGUAAGGCUGGUUUAAAGGAGACACCAGUGAAGCAGAUACAGAAGGAGAAAGAGAGAUGGAUUUGAUCUUAUGAGAUAGCUUCUCAUCCAGUUAGAAUUAUUCGAGGAUGAUUAUAUUUUAUAAUCCUCAUGUGUGCGUUUGUUGAUUUGAUUUGAUCCUACUGUAUAGAUGGAUUUGAUUGGCCCUUAUGAGCUUAACAUAUUGGAAAUGAUUUUCUUGGGAGUCUAGUUGAUUUUCAUUA
Molecule: messenger RNA, 3741 nt
Organism: Raphanus sativus (radish)
Lineage: Eukaryota; Viridiplantae; Streptophyta; Magnoliopsida; Brassicales; Brassicaceae
Product: kinesin-like protein KIN-14Q
Exons: 18
Coding region: 98-3565 (1155 amino acids)
Biological process (GO): microtubule-based movement
Molecular function (GO): microtubule binding; microtubule motor activity; ATP binding
Source: RefSeq, a predicted model, not a curated record